This is a messenger RNA of Paramormyrops kingsleyae, 1791 nucleotides long. Its product is annotated as neuropeptides B/W receptor type 2-like. The record is from RefSeq and is a predicted model, not a curated record. Lineage: Eukaryota; Metazoa; Chordata; Actinopteri; Osteoglossiformes; Mormyridae. Gene Ontology annotation, biological process: neuropeptide signaling pathway. Gene Ontology annotation, molecular function: neuropeptide receptor activity; neuropeptide binding. Gene Ontology annotation, cellular component: plasma membrane; neuron projection.
CGGCGAACCGAGAGCUCGUGCUGUUACACGCCACGCGCCGGACUGAGAGGAGAAGCGCGAGCUUUGUCGCUUCGCAAUACUGGGGUGUGCCCUACCAACUGCAAAAAAAAAAAAAAAAAAGAUGGAAAAUAUAUCCAAGUAUGACGGAACAAACACCGUCUGUAACCAUUCACUGGACUAUUAUUCCAACAAUUCAAACAAUCGAACCGACUUAAAUUGCACUGGCCAGGCGGGGUACUUUUUUUACCCAGAUAUUUAUAUCCUUUUGCCGGUCAUCUACUCUGUGAUCUGCGCGGUGGGGUUGACUGGCAAUACGGCGGUGAUUUAUGUAAUUCUGAAAGCGCCCAAAAUGAAGACAGUCACCAACAUGUUCAUUCUCAACUUGGCCAUCGCCGACGACCUGUUUACGCUCGUUCUGCCCAUCAACAUCGCCGAGCACUUCCUGCACUACUGGCCCUUCGGCGAGGUCUUGUGCAAAAUCAUCCUUUCCAUCGACCACUAUAACAUCUUCUCCAGCAUCUACUUUCUAACGGUAAUGAGCGUCGAUCGGUACCUGGUGGUCCUGGCGACGGUGCAGUCCAAGCGUAUGCCCCAUCGCACCUACAGGGCGGCCAAAACAGUCAGCAUUUGCGUGUGGACGCUAGUUAUUCUAAUCGUCAUGCCUUUCACAGUUUUCGCAGGCAUUUAUAUUAACCCCGACAACAUGGAUAGGAAAAGUUGCGUCCUGACUUUCCCCAGCCCGGAGAGUUUCUGGUUCAAGGCCAGCCGUAUCUACACCCUCAUUCUUGGCUUUGCCAUCCCAGUGUCCACCAUCUGCAUCCUGUAUACUAUGAUGCUUUACAAAUUGCGAAACAUGCGGCUGAACUCCAACGCCAAAGCCCUUGACAAGGCGAAGAAGAAAGUUACGAUCAUGGUGUUCAUCGUCCUGGCGGUAUGCCUGUUCUGCUGGACCCCGUUCCACCUUAGCACCGUCGUGGCUCUCACCACGGAUAUCAAAACGACCCCACUCGUGAUCGGAAUCUCCUAUUUUAUCACCAGUUUGAGCUACGCUAACUCAUGUCUUAACCCGUUUCUGUACGCCUUCUUGGAUGACAGUUUUAGGAAGGCUUUCAAGAAGAUGUUAGAAUGUAGACCCAGCUGAAUGCAAAACAGGACUUGACCCUUUUUGGCCUAAUUACUCGUCUAAUUAUCGUAACACCUAUUAAACAAGUACGUUACGGGUGUACGCUGAAGGCAUGUUAAGUUAUUUAUAGUACGUUCAAAUAUGACAAUGUCUCCCUCUUGUGUUGUAAGAAGGCAAUUCUAAAACAGAGAGCGACAUUGAAAAUGUCCAUGAACUAAGGUAAUGCACUGGCUGGAAACAUUUUUAUGUGAACGAAAUAUUUUUUUAAAGGUGUAGCUGAUAAGUGACGUUAAUGUAAAUAGUUUGAACAUGUAAAUAGCUAGAUUUGUGUGUGUGUGUCCACAUACACGCGUGUGUGUGUUUUUCCACUUAAAGUUAAAUAUAAAUGUCACCAUUUUGUAUGUAUUAUAUUAUCAGUGUAUUGACAUUAUCAUUUUUGCUUUUCAUUAAUUGGGUUUGGGAAAUUAUCAAAGUGUAAAGAAAACCAGUCUACCUUCACUUAAGAAAAAGUUCGUAACUGUGGACUAUGAAAAGUGGAGAUUAUCCAGUUUGAUGUUUGAAUAUUUACCUCUUCCUCUUAGAGUAUAGGGGAAACAUAAAGCUUGAAGGCAAAUCUGUAAAGUAAUUUACUUCUAUAAUAUAUUGUCAAUAUAUACACACAGGGAACU